Molecule: messenger RNA, 982 nt
Organism: Staurois parvus
Lineage: Eukaryota; Metazoa; Chordata; Amphibia; Anura; Ranidae
Source: the annotation of a GenBank genome assembly
CUCCCCCCCCUCCUCUGUCUCAUUCACUUGGGGGGAGGAGGGAGCGGGGCAGAGGAGGACAGAGAACAGACCUACCUGGGGGCGGGAGGAGCCGCACUUCACCCGGCACUCAUAUUUAUAGAGGAGCUCACAGGAGACACCGGAGGAAACUACGUCUACCUACCACUCACCGUCCGGUCACCUACCCACCUGUGCCCUGCUCACCGCUACCUCUUAAAAAAACAAAUGCCAAGACUCGAGGAGCACUGCUGGAGUUGCUCUUGCGCCAGAGGGAGAGACACGAACGGCACAAAGAUAAGCACUUGGCUUGCACGCAGAGUCGGAAAAGCCAUGUCCUCCCUAAACUCCCUCAUUGCUUUGGCCUACAGCACCUUAGCCAGCAGCGAAGGCCGCAGUCUGAUCCGGAGAAGUGUGGUCCUUUUUACUGUUGGUGUUUUUCUUGCCUUGGUACUUAAUCUUCUCCAGGUCCAAAGGAAUGUGACCCUAUUUCCUGAGGAGGUCAUUGCGACAAUAUUUUUCUUCCGCGUGGUGGGUGCCUCCUUGCUGCGGCACUGCAGCUGCUGUUGUUGGCCUUCUCUAUCCUUGCAUCGACAGCCAUCUUGGAGAACCACACAAGUUCAAGAGAGAAUGGGCCAGCGUCAUGAGAUGUAUAGCAGUUUUUGUUGGCAUUAAUCAUGCUAGUGCAAAAUUGGAUUUUGCAAACAAUGUUCAGCUGUCACUAACACUAGCAGCCUUGUCUCUGGGCCUUUGGUGGACCUUUGACCGCUCACGCAGUGGUCUUGGACUAGGAAUCACAAUAGCCUUUCUCGCUACACUCAUAACACAGUUUCUUGUAUACAAUGGAGUGUACCAGUAUACCUCCCCAGACUUUCUGUACAUUCGUUCCUGGCUGCCUUGCAUAUUCUUCUCUGGAGGCGUUACUGUUGGAAAUAUAGGACGACAACUAGCAAUGGGUCCCACAGAAAAAGCACAUGCCGACUAG